Molecule: messenger RNA, 3834 nt
Organism: Tribolium madens (black flour beetle)
Lineage: Eukaryota; Metazoa; Arthropoda; Insecta; Coleoptera; Tenebrionidae
Product: dynein axonemal heavy chain 6-like
Exons: 11
Coding region: 1-3192 (1063 amino acids)
Biological process (GO): microtubule-based movement
Cellular component (GO): dynein complex
Molecular function (GO): dynein intermediate chain binding; dynein light intermediate chain binding; minus-end-directed microtubule motor activity
Source: RefSeq, a predicted model, not a curated record
AUGUUAAUUUUAAAAUAUACUGUCACAAAGGGGGUCAACUUCCUGGUAUUCCGUAACGAGUUGUGUUUCGAAAGCCCGAUAAUAAAUGGCAAAGAGGAGGCCCGGAUUUGCAGCUACGGCCCCACUCUGCACUUCUACCUCGACGAUGACAAGAAACUGAAAGCUUCUCGACGCCAAGUGAUCAAACAUUUCGACCAUAAUUACAAAAUGGCCCAAUUGUACGUGAAUAAAUACAAUUAUAUUCGUGAAUUUUUCGCCGAAGAUGAGGAAAUGAAAGAGGAAGCUUUGAAAAAAGAAAGGGAUAUUGAAACGUUUCGAAACCUGUGUAAUCGUUAUCAUCAGGAACUUGAUAUUAUUGACGGUGUUAUCGUGUCGCAGUCUCUUGGAAUGUUAAAUUUGCAAUUGAGUCAUUUGAAAGACUGUGCAAAACCGGAACCGGAAAGACUGAUUUCGGCCCUAACUCACAUUCUUCCUUGGAUUGGUAAAAGUGAAAUUGAUCGAUUGAUUGAAGAGUCGGAGAAUAUGGAAACGAGUCUAAACCACCAACCGGUGACAACUGUUGAUUAUGUGAAAUAUUUGGAGUAUUUGGACGAUGCUAAUACCAAAUUAAACGAUAUGGAAAAUAAUUUGGAUUAUUGCAAGGAAUUGUAUGAUAUUAUGGAGGAGUUUGCUAUACCAGUCCCCGACGAAGACAUGAACAAUUAUCUGGGGAAAAAAAAUGUGGGUUUUAGGCGAAACACUCCCUGUAUCUCGGGUCACAAACUUUGUAAAAAUAAUUUUUCUAGUGACGUUGUGCGUCUAGAACGGCCCGAUUUGGAAUCACAAAGAACAGAAUUGAUUAUACGAAUCAAUAACGACAAAACCCAAUUACAAUUAAUCGAAGAUAAAAUUUUGAAAUUGUUGUAUCAAUCCGAGGGUAACAUUUUAGACGAUGAAGAACUAAUUGAGACUCUAAAUGAGAGCAAAGAAACUUCAGCUGUGAUUGCAGCCCGUCUUUUGGAAACCGAAUCAACCGAACGCAAAAUUUCAGAAGCACGUGAAAAUUACCGAACUGUUUCAGUCCGUGGUUCAGUUCUUUAUUUCGUCAUUGCUCAAUUAGCUGAAAUUGAUCCGAUGUAUCAAUACUCGUUGAAAUAUUUCAAACAAAUUUUCAACACUGUYAUUGAGACUAGUGAGAAAAGUGCUGAUCUUAAACAACGACUUGUGAUUUUAUUACGCGAAAUAACGGCAUUUGUUUAUACGAAUGUGUCACGUGGUUUGUUUGAYAGACACAAAWUGGUUUAUAGUUUUAUGCUUUGUGUUGCGAUUUAUCAGGAGAAGGGGGAAAUCAGUGAUAAUCAGUGGAAUUUUUUGCUUCGGGGCCCCGUGGGGGCUAAAAUCGAGUUGCCCCCAAAGCCGGAUUAUGCGCUAAUCACCGAUGCAAUGUGGCUUUCGGCGAAUUUUCUCGCUGUUAGUAUUCCAGGUUUUGAGAAAUUACCCGAGGAAAUUACCAAUGUGAUCAGUGUUAGUAUUUCGGAUUUUCGUCACGAUAUUUCAGUGGUGCCAAAUGCGCGAGCUAGUGGCCUGAAAUGGAACCAGAUUUUGGACGAUUUCAACAAAUUAUUGCUCCUGAAAACGCUGAAAGAGGAGAAGUUGGUGUUUGCCAUCACCGAAUAUGUCAAAAUUAAACUGGGGAAGCAGUUUAUUGAAAGUCCACAAGUGUCGCUUCAAGUUUUGUCUCAGGAUACGUCAAAUAUCACUCCUUUGGUGUUUAUUUUGAGCACCGGUUCGGAUCCUUUUGGGUCGUUUCAGCGUUUUGCCGACGAAAUGGGUUUUCGUGAAAGGAUCAAAUCGAUUUCGCUGGGACAAGGACAAGGACCUGURGCUGAAAAAAUCAUCGAAUUGGGAUUAGAACGUGGCGAUUGGGUUUUUCUCCAAGUAAACCCGAAAGUCAUCGGUUCAAAGAGCCUUCAGGAGUUAGAACAACUUUUCAGUCAAAAAAGUGGAAGCGAGGUCAAGAAUCGGAGUGACAAAAGUGACGACGUAAGCGUUUUGGAGUUGGUAACAGAGAACCGGGUUAAUCGUGUCGAAACUGGUGAGUCGACAGAAAGAGGUGACGAAAGAAAAGUGGACGCAAUGGCGAAUACGACGCUUCAUGAGGUCCUUAAUGCGACAAAAACCUCGGCACCGUUGGCCGAGACUUUCCGGAUGUUUAGCACACCAAAUAUGAGUAGGGUGGAUAUCAAAACCCUGGUAAGACAGGUACCAAGAGAGGACAAGAGGGAAAAGAAACUGCGGAAAUUGAUGCCCGGGAGAAGAGGACAUAAGAGGUGUCCAAGUAGAAAACUUGUGGUGAAGUGGCCGCAAGUCUUGGCAAGGGGUUGCCAAGUCCGUGGUGGUGAAGCCACGAGGUUGAAGCACAGGAGGUGCUGGAAAAAAAAUUUUGUGACACAGAGGUCGCAAGUCCGUGGCGGGGUAGUCACGAGGGUCCGUGGCGGAAUAGUCACGUGGGAGAAGCACAGAGGGUCGGACGCUUUGGAGGAGGUUUAUGUCGCCUUCACCAACAAUCAAGUACCGAAAAUGUGGUCGAAAAAAAGCUACAAUUCAUUGAAAAGUCUUGGAAGUUGGAUACGAGACUUGGUGUUACGACUCGAUUUCAUUAAAAUUUGGGUGCGUUCAGGUCCUCCAGCUUCGUACUGGCUAUCGGGUUUCUACUUCCCUCAAGGUUUCCUAACCGGAACUUUACAAACCCAUGCCAGAAAGUAUAACUUACCGAUCGAUCAACUCAAAUUCGAUUUUGAGGUACAAAAAGUAUGGAUUGAACAGGAACAAGUGAAGAAGAUUCACGAUGAGGAACAACACGAAAAUUUGGAAGUUUAUAAAGGUUUGCAUCAUCCGCAAGAUGGGGCUAUAGUUCAUGGGCUUUUCCUCGAUGCAGGCCGAUGGGACACACCAACUCAUAAAUUAGUUGAUGCCAAACCUGGUGAAAUUAAUCCCUUACUACCGGCUAUUUGGAUGUUACCAAAGACUAAUUUACCCCCAAAUGAUAAAAGAUAUGUGACUCCAUUGUACAAGACAUCGAUACGUGCAGGUGUCUUAUCGACAACAGGACACAGUACGAAUUUCGUAAUCGCUGUUUUGUUACCAACUGAUAAACCACAAAGUUACUGGAUAUUGAAAGGAACUGCAUUAUUGACACAAAUCACUGAUUGAUUAUUUUUAUUUGAUUUACGAAGAAGACGCGAUUAGAGUUUGUUGCAAAUGUAAAAUUUCAUCGGGAAUUGCUUCUUUGAGACACUUUCGGGACGCCUCGGAGUAAUUCGUGAACGUUUCAAGGAAACUCAUGGCUAGGGAUACUUCUAAAGGCAAGUCGGUGCUUUUAACACUAAAAAAAAACGUUUAAAACUGAAAUUGACAAGUUUUUUACCCACCUUAUGUUGUAUCUAGUCAAUUGUGUGAUAUAAUCACUUAAUAAGUUGAUAAAACUUUCGUUUAAUUUGUUAUGGAAUUGUUUGAUGAGAGUGUGAAUUGAGACAGCAAAUGUGGUCCCAUCGAUUUGGUCCGUAUUUCGUUUGUUUCGUGGGAAAAAAACUUUGUGUAAAUGUGCAAUCACAAAAACGAAAAUUGUGAUAUAAUGAUUGUUGUCGAACUUUGAUGUGAUGUAGAUUUUAUUAAAUGGGUUAUUUAAGCCCGAGUAAUCGAAAUAGUGUGAUAGUGUGGACAUGAUUUCCUCACUUGGGGCACAUUCACCAUUAACAAUGUCGAGUAAUAAAGCCCUGAAACAUUUUUUUGAGUGGAAAAAAUCACAAAUAGUCCGGUCAAAUUAGUCAUAAAAAUAAUGGUCAAAUAACGAAA